This is a messenger RNA of Dictyostelium discoideum AX4, 2652 nucleotides long. RefSeq lists its product as hypothetical. The transcript is spliced from 2 exons. Gene Ontology annotation, cellular component: cytosol. The record is from RefSeq and is a predicted model, not a curated record. Lineage: Eukaryota; Evosea; Eumycetozoa; Dictyosteliales; Dictyosteliaceae. The coding region runs from base 1 to 2652 and encodes 883 amino acids.
AUGGAAAAUGAUGAAAGAGCUUCAUUAAUAAAUAAUAAUUAUGAUAGUGCUGAAAAUGAAAGUGAUUUUAUUAAUGAAAGCUUAGAUAACAAUAGUAAUGAAACUUUUGAAGUGAAUGGCAGUGGAAGAAUUAAUAAUUAUUACAAUUUAAUUAAAACUCCAUCAAUAUCAUCAUCACCCCUAAUUGAAUCAUCAUUAUCCUAUCAAAAACAAUCACCACCGCCACAAGAAAAACCACCAGAUACUCAACUACCAUCAUUACAAGAACAACAACAAGAACAACAACAUCAACAAUCACAAGAACAAAAACAACCAUCACAAGAACAAGAACAACAACUUCAAGAACAACAACCUACAAUAUUUAAAAGAAUGUGGGAUCUCUUUUUUUCUUCAUCGCCUCCAAAUAAUAAUAAUAAUAAUAAUAAUAAUAAUAAUAAUAAUAAUAAUAAUAAUAAUAAUAAUAAUAAUAAUAAUAAUUUAAAUAAUAAUAUAAAUAAUAAAAAAACCGAUAAUAGCCCUAUUAAUAGAAAUUUAAACUCAUCUAUGGAAUUUGUAGAUGAAAAUCAAAAACAUAUGAAAGAACAAAGAAAUGAUGAUGAUGAGGCUUCAUCGUCAUCAUCAGCAUCAUCAUCAUCGUCAUCAAGAUUCAGGCAAAAUAAUAAUAAUAAUAAUAUCAAUAAUAGUAACAAUAGAAACAAUAGUAUAAAUAAUAGUGAUCAAGAGAGAGAAAAGGAUCACGAGCAAGUGAAUAGAAUAUAUGAUUUAUUCUUUUCAUUAUCAGCAAUAGGUAAUGAUGAAGACAAUGAUGACGAUGAUGAUGAUGAUGAAGGAGAAGAGCAAGAUGAUAAUAGAAUAUAUAAACAAGUAAAUAAAAAGAAUGUAAAUAGAACAAAUAUAAAAUAUAAUAAUUUAAAAAUUGAUGACCAACAACAGCAGCAACAACAAUAUAUUAAUCAACAACAAGAAAAUAAAAAUGAAAUUAAAAACAAAGAUUUAAAACAACCUCAAAAAUCAACCGAAAACAUAGAACAACAAGAACAACAAGAAGACCAACAAGAACAAAAAGAACAAGAAGAGGAGGAAGAAGAACGACUAAAAUCACCGAUAGAACCAAAAUCACCAAUAGAACAACCGAAAUUAGUAUCAAAAUCAAAAAAAGAAGAUAAUAAAAAUUUAUUUGAGAAAUCACCAUUUUUUGAACCACAAAGACCAGUGAUUGAUUUUUCAGAUCCAGUUUUAUUAGAACCAAUAGAGAGUAAAUUACCAGGUAACUUGGAAAAGAAUAAACAUUUAUAUGAAAAUGUAAAGCCAAGUCCAAUUCCAUUAUCAGUUAUAUUGACUGGUAUUACGGUUUGUGAUGUCACCGAUGGUAAAGAAUUACUAUUGACAAGUUUAUAUGAAAAUAAGAGAAUUGUAGUUGCCAUUUUCCGUAGAUUCGGUUGUCUAAUUUGUAGACUUCAAGCUUUGGAUUUAUCAGCAUUGAAACCGAAAUUAGAUAAAAUUGGCAUUGAAUUGGUUGGUAUUGGUUUUGAUGAAGAGGGUUUAGAAGAGUUUCAACAAUUGAAAUUCUUUGCUGGUAAAAUCUAUUUAGACAAAACUAGAUCAGUUUAUCGUGCUUUAAAUCUAAAGAGAAGAAGUAAGUUAACCACUUAUGAAUUGUUCUUAGAUCCACGUGUUAUGGUCUAUUAUAGAAGAAUUAAAGAAAUGGGUUUCUCUUCAAAUUAUAGAAAGGAUGGAUUCCAAUUGGGUGCUACCAUGGUAUUGGGACCAAAACCACAAGAGGCUCACUAUGAUUUCAGACCUCAAAGAUAUGCUGAUAUUUUCGAUCUAAAAGAGAUUUGGGAAGCUUGUUUAAAACCUUAUCCAACCAAAGAAGAGAUUUUAGCUUCUCGUAAGAUUGAUUUAUCAAUUCCAAAUCCUAUAACUUUAGAUUUACAAUUAAAUUCAAUCAAAUUUGAUUUAUCAGUUUAUAAUAAUAAUAAUAAUAAUAAAAAUGAUAAUAAUAAUAAAAAUGAUAAUAAUAAUAUUAGUAAAAAUAGAGGUAAUACUCUUUCAAAUAUUUUCAAUUUACCUUCCAAUCAAUACAUUACAAAUACUUAUAAUGGUAAUGAUGAUAUAGAUGAAAAUGAAGUUUAUGCUGAUUAUGAUAAAGGUGAAGAUAAUGAUGGAGAAGAUGAUGAGGAUUAUAGUAAAAGUAUUUAUAGUGAAGAAGAUGAUGAAGAAGAUGAAGAAGAUGAAGAAGAAGAAGAUGAAGAAGAAGAAUUUUAUGAAGAUGAAGAAGAAGAUGAUGAAGAAAGAGAAAAAAUUAAAUUACCAAAACCAUCAAAGAGUAGUAAAAUAUUACUUUCAAUAUUAAAUUCAGUUCAAGUUGAUCCAUCAUUAUUCAGAACUGAUGAUAGAGUUAUCUAUACAGUACCAUCAUUAGAGUUAGAGGUUCAAGGUGAUAAUGAUAGUUUAGCCCCAAUUUCAUCUGUUGCUCCAUCAAAAUCAUCAACCUCUCAAGAACAAGAAUAUAUCGAUAAAAUCAAUAGCACCAUUUAUGUUCAAAGUAAUAGUUUUUAUAAACCUACAAAAUCUUCAAAAUUCAUUCUCAGAGAUGAAGAAGAUGAAGAAAAUCCAUUAAUUUAUUGUCCUUACAAGUAUAACGGAUAA